AUGGCCACACAGACUCCGACCUACCAAAUCAUGAGCCAGACAGAUUCCGUUCCUGGAUCCGCUCGCACCUUCGCACUCAACCCUAUUUUCUCGCUCGAGCUCCUUUUCCUCCACGACAAAAUUAAAUGGGCUUCACAUUGCCAAAUGUCUGGAUUACGAGUACCAUAUGCCGGCGAGUCUUUCUUGUUCACGCCGGAAAACGCGAAGGAUGCGUGGGAUAUGCGUCUUCGCAAGAGCGUGUAA
Plenodomus lingam JN3 is the source of this 243-nucleotide messenger RNA. The record is from RefSeq and is a predicted model, not a curated record. NCBI's taxonomy places the organism in Eukaryota, Fungi, Ascomycota, Dothideomycetes, Pleosporales, Leptosphaeriaceae.